This is a messenger RNA of Prosopis cineraria, 2548 nucleotides long. Its product is annotated as LEAF RUST 10 DISEASE-RESISTANCE LOCUS RECEPTOR-LIKE PROTEIN KINASE-like 1.4. The record is from RefSeq and is a predicted model, not a curated record. NCBI's taxonomy places the organism in Eukaryota, Viridiplantae, Streptophyta, Magnoliopsida, Fabales, Fabaceae. Gene Ontology annotation, molecular function: protein kinase activity; ATP binding; polysaccharide binding. The transcript has 4 exons. Gene Ontology annotation, biological process: protein phosphorylation. Bases 186 to 2366 code for a protein of 726 amino acids.
CUAUCCGACCAUAUAUUUUUAUUUGCUUUGAAGUCGAAAAUCCGAAAUUAUGGUGUGCAUAUGGUGCGAUAUAUAUGUUCAAACACGCUUCUGUCAUUCAUCCGAGGUACCAAUUUCCAGGAAACUUCAAAAUCUGAACUUUUUCGAAGACCUUCAUUUUCAGAACUAUCCAUGGCUGCGCGUAAAUGAAAAGACGAAAUGCUAAUUCAAUCAUUAUCUCAUGUAAGAGUCAUCUUUCAUCUGCAGUGCAGUUUCAUCAGUCUCAUCUCAUAUUCUUUUCACUCUGCUUCCCGUUCCUCUCGAUUCUUUCAGAGUUUGUUUUCCCCAUGAAACUGCCCCUUGAUUCAUCUUCCAUGUUUUUUCUUUUAGUACCUUUGCUGGUCUCUUUCAGUAUUCUUCCAACAUCUCUUGCCGCCGAUGAUGGCCGCUAUACCGACUGCAGAAGUAGUUCUUUUAGCUGCGGAAUCCAACAAAACCUCACAUAUCCCUUUUGGGGAGGAGAGAGAGCAGAUUAUUGUGGGUUUCCUGAUUUCCAGCUCACAUGCGAGAGCAAUAUCGCAAAGAUAACCAUAGGGGGCCUCGAAUAUCGGCUUCUUGAAUGGGUCUCGACUUCAAAUGUUCUUGUAGUGGCUAGGGAUGAUUAUUCUGACACUAUCUGUCCACGUGAUUACAUGAACAAUACGAUUGAUCCAACAAAGUUCGAGUAUGUAGAUGGUCUAAUUAAUAUGACCUUUCUCUAUGAUUGUCCUCCUAUAUCUGAAUCAUAUACUGUUAGAAACUGCCAGAGAGAUAAUGAUACAUCGACAACAGUCUACUAUGUUCCCGGACCAGUGUAUGUAAGUGGGUGCAAGAGUAGUGUUGUGCCGGUAUAUGAAGAAUACCUUAAUCAAGCUGCUUCAUCAGCUACACCCGAUCUAAUACAGGGUGUCGUAGAAAAGGGUUUUGGGUUGCAAUGGAUGGUAAAUAAUGAAGUGUGCAACACAUGCUCUCAAUCUGGUGGAGAGUGCGGCUAUGAGGGACAACAAUUCUCCUGCUUCUGCAAAGAUGGACCCCAUAAUACUACAUGUUCAGAAGGACCGCCGUCAGAAAAGAAAUCCAAAUCAAAAGUUACAACAGGCAUUAUUGCAGCUGCUGCGGCAGGAGCUUUUUUAAUUCUUCUUGGAUUAUGCCUGUUCUUUAUGGUGAGACGAAGGAAAAGAAUUGCAGAACAGUCACAAUCCAAGGACCUCUUCAUGGCUCCUUUUAGCAGAGGCGUUGCUACCUCUACAACAAAUUCGUCUCAAAGUGUCCCAUCUUACAUCACCUCAAAGACUGAAUCCAUGCAGCACAGUUUCUUCUAUGGGGUUAAGGUGUUUAGCUAUGCUGAACUAGAGGAAGCCACUAAAAAUUUUGAUCCUUCCAUGGAACUUGGUAAUGGAGGUUUCGGCACUGUUUAUUAUGGCACUCUGAAAGAUGGACGUACAGUUGCAGUGAAACGGCUUUAUGAAAGCAAUCUGAAACGUGUUGAUCAGUUCAGGAAUGAAGUUGAGAUUCUAGCUAAAUUACACCAUAAAAACCUGGUUGAACUUUAUGGAUGCACCUCUAGACAUAGCCGAGAACUUCUCCUUGUCUAUGAAUACAUUCCUAAUGGAACAGUGUCAGACCAUCUCCAAGGAAAUCGAUCAAAGUCUUCUUUGCUCCCUUGGCCUACACGAUUGAACAUCGCCAUAGAAACUGCCGACGCCCUGGCCUAUCUUCAUAGAUCAGAUAUCAUACACCGUGAUGUCAAAACCAAUAACAUUCUUCUAGACCAUAAGUUUUGCGUUAAGGUUGCUGAUUUUGGUCUUUCAAGGUUGUUCCCCAAUGAUGUUACCCAUGUGUCAACUGCUCCACAAGGAACACCUGGAUAUGUGGACCCUGAGUAUUAUCAGUGCUACCAACUCACCAAUAAAAGUGAUGUUUAUAGCUUUGGUGUCGUCCUAGUUGAGCUCAUAUCAUCCUUAGAAGCCGUGGACAUAACCAGGCACCGCCAUGACAUAAAUUUAGCCAAUCUUGCCAUCAACAGAAUUCAGAAUCAUCAAGUGCAUGAGUUGAUUGAUCCGCUUCUGGGGUUUGAAAGAGACAAUGCUAUUAAGCAGAUGACGACAGCAGUGGCGGAAUUGGCCUUUAGGUGUCUGCAGCAAGACGGUGACAUGAGACCUUCCAUGGAUGAGGUACUGGAAGUCUUGAGAGGAAUCCAAAAAGAGGGGUAUGGUAGACAGGACGAUGCGCAGAAUCAUAAGAGAGUUGAUGAAAUCAUGCUUUUGAAAGAUGCUCCUCCUCCAUUUUCACCAGACUCGGUUGCUGAUAAAUGGGUUAGCUCCUCUACUGCUUCUAGUUCCUUGUAACUUCCAUAACUUUACUAUUCAGCUAAAUGAGAUAAAGUUUAGUUUAGGUGAGAAUGAACCAAUGCACGUUGGUGUUUGCGCGGUGUGUAUAUAGUAUAUUUGGUGAUAUAACCAAAUCUUUGUGCUCGAUGUAUUAAUCUUUACCUCUUGUAUACUGUUGUUCUACAGUACUAUUUUGACAA